AUGGUCCUUUUGCUGUUCCUUGCAAUCCUAUUAUUGAAGGAAGAUGUCUGUGGGAACUUCAGGCUUUUGGUUUCUGCACAGGCCAAUGAAAGAAGGGUGGUUGCACACAUGCCUGGUGAUAUUAUCAUUGGAGCUCUGUUUUCUGUCCACCACCAACCAACAGUUGACAAAGUUCAUGAGAGGAAAUGUGGAGAGGUAAGAGAGCAGUAUGGCAUUCAGAGAGUGGAGGCAAUGCUACAUACCCUUGACAGAAUUAAUUUGGACCCAACACUGUUGCCAAAUAUAACACUAGGAUGUGAAAUAAGGGACUCUUGCUGGCAUUCUGCUGUGGCUCUGGAGCAAAGCAUUGAGUUUAUAAGGGACUCUCUUAUUUCAUCAGAAGAAGAGGAAGGGAUGGUGCGAUGUGUAGAUGGAUCUUCAUCAUCUUUCCACUCCAAGAAACCCAUUGUUGGUGUCAUUGGCCCUGGCUCUAGCUCAGUUGCUAUCCAGGUCCAGAACUUAUUGCAGCUUUUCAAUAUACCUCAGAUUGCUUAUUCUGCCACAAGCAUGGACCUAAGCGACAAAACUCUGUUCAAGUAUUUUAUGAGAGUUGUACCAUCUGAUGCACAGCAAGCACGGGCUAUGGUGGACAUUGUCAAGCGCUAUAACUGGACCUAUGUUUCAGCUGUACACACUGAAGGAAACUAUGGUGAAAGUGGAAUGGAAGCAUUCAAAGAUAUGGCGGCCAAGGAAGGGAUCUGCAUUGCACAUUCCUACAAGAUCUAUAGCAAUGCUGGCGAGCAGAGCUUUGACAAGUUACUGCGGAAGCUUCGGAGCCACCUGCCCAAGGCAAGAGUGGUUGCCUGUUUCUGUGAAGGCAUGACUGUGAGAGGGCUCUUAAUGGCUAUGAGGCGCCUGGGACUUGCUGGAGAAUUUUUGCUGCUGGGAAGUGAUGGCUGGGCAGACAGGUACGAUGUGACAGACGGGUAUCAGCGUGAAGCUGUUGGUGGAAUAACAAUCAAGCUCCAGUCUCCUGAUGUUAAAUGGUUUGAUGAUUACUACUUGGAGCUUCGGCCAGAAACCAAUCACCGAAAUCCAUGGUUUCAGGAAUUUUGGCAGCACAGGUUCCAGUGCCGUCUGGAAGGGUUUCCUCAAGAGAAUCCUAAAUACAACAAGACUUGCACAAGCCAGAUGACGCUGAGGACGCAGCACGUUCAGGACUCCAAGAUGGGCUUUGUAAUCAACGCGAUAUACUCAAUGGCUUACGGCCUCCACAACAUGCAGCUGUCGCUGUGUCCAGGCUACGUGGGCCUUUGUGAUGCCAUGAAGCCCAUAGAUGGACGAAAGUUGCUGGAGUCCCUCAUGAAGACCAACUUUACUGGAGUCUCUGGGGACAUGAUCUUGUUUGAUGAGAAUGGUGACUCGCCAGGAAGAUAUGAAAUCAUGAAUUUUAAGAAAAUGGGGAAGGACUACUUUGACUAUAUCAAUGUUGGCAGCUGGGACAACGGUGAGCUGAAAAUGGAUGAUGAUGAAAUAUGGUCAGAAAAAAAUAAUAUCAUCAGAUCUGUCUGCAGUGAGCCCUGUGAAAAAGGACAGAUAAAGGUGAUUCGUAAAGGAGAAGUGAGUUGCUGCUGGACAUGCACUCCUUGUAAAGAGAAUGAAUAUGUCUUUGAUGAAUACACGUGCAAGGCCUGCCAGCUCGGCUCCUGGCCCAAUGAUGAGCUUACAGGUUGUGACCUCAUCCCAGUCCAGUAUCUCAGAUGGGGUGAUCCUGAACCAAUUGCAGCAGUUGUUUUUGCGUGCCUGGGUCUGCUGGCAACCUUGUUUGUUACAGCUAUAUUCAUAAUGUAUCGUGAUACUCCAGUGGUCAAAUCUUCCAGCCGAGAACUUUGUUACAUCAUUCUAGCUGGCAUCUGCUUGGGUUACUUGUGCACUUUCUGUCUCAUCGCAAAACCUCAACAGAUUUACUGCUAUCUUCAACGAAUUGGCAUCGGUCUCUCCCCAGCUAUGAGUUAUUCUGCUUUAGUAACUAAAACCAACCGCAUUGCAAGAAUCCUGGCUGGCAGCAAGAAGAAAAUUUGUACAAAGAAACCUAGAUUCAUGAGUGCCUGUGCCCAACUUGUUAUUGCAUUUAUCUUGAUAUGUAUACAAUUAGGCAUAAUUGUUGCCCUCUUUAUAAUGGAGCCACCUGAUAUAAUGCAUGAUUACCCAAGCAUCCGAGAGGUCUACUUGAUUUGUAACACCACCAACUUGGGUGUUGUAACCCCCCUUGGAUACAAUGGAUUAUUAAUUUUGAGUUGCACCUUUUAUGCAUUUAAGACAAGAAAUGUCCCAGCUAAUUUCAAUGAAGCAAAGUAUAUUGCCUUUACAAUGUAUACCACCUGCAUCAUUUGGCUGGCUUUUGUGCCAAUAUAUUUUGGAAGCAACUACAAGAUAAUCACCAUGUGUUUCUCAGUGAGUCUGAGUGCCACGGUGGCCCUUGGUUGUAUGUUUGUGCCCAAGGUCUACAUCAUCCUUGCUAAGCCUGAAAGGAAUGUACGCAGCGCAUUCACCACAUCAACUGUGGUCCGCAUGCACGUAGGGGAUGGGAAGUCAUCUUCGGCUGCAAGCCGCUCAAGCAGCCUGGUGAACCUGUGGAAAAGAAGGGGAUCAUCUGGUGAAACACUUAGGUACAAAGGCAGGAGACUGGCCCCGCACAAGUCGGAAAUAGAGUGUUUCACCCCAAAAGGGAGUAUGGGGAAUGGUGGGAGAGCUACAAUGACCAGUGAAGAAUCUGUUUGCAUUCCAGAAUGUAAUCGAUCUGAGUCAAGUAGAGAUGAGAAAGAGGUUCCUGUUAAAGAGGAUGCCCUAACAGGCAAAAAGACUGGAAACUGUGUCAGUCUAAUAGUGCCACAGCAAGACUGUCAGCUGCAAGACCUACUCAAACACUCUAAUGGGAAAUCAGUUUCCUGGGCCCAGAACGAGAAAAGCAGCAGAGGGGCGCACCUUUGGCAGCGGUUGUCAAUCCACAUCAACAAAAAAGAAAACCCCAAUCAAACUGCAGUGAUCAAGCCUUUUUCUAAAAGCACAGAUAGUAGCCGACAUAGUAGCAGCGCUACAUUUCCUGAGACCAGUGCCAAAACGCUUUACGACGUUUCAGAAGCAGAAGAGCAAUACCCAGCUCAGUACCGACCGCAGACUCCCUCGCCUAUCAGCACCGUGAGCCACAGAACUGCCUCCGUUAGCCGAACAGAAGAUGAUGCCCCUACCUUCCAGUCCGAGCCUCCGCAGCGAAGUAGCUCCUCGCAAGGCUCCCUCAUGGAGCAGAUCAGUAGCGUGGUUACUCGUUUUACAGCCAACAUCAGCGAGCUGAACUCUAUGAUGCUUUCAACAGCCACUCCAGGGACAAUGGUGGCCACUCCUCUCUGCUCUUCAUAUCUGAUCCCACGAGAAAUCCAGCUCCCCACAACAAUGACCACGUUUGCAGAAAUCCAGCCACUUCCUUCCAUUGAAGUCAAUGGCGCUUCCCAGUCAGCUAGGAAACAAUCAAAUGGCAGCGUCAAAGAAGGCACUGCAGAGACCCCAUCAGCAAAGCAAGACCUUGAGGAGCUGGUAGCUUUAACUCCUCCUUCUCCUUUUAGAGACUCCAUCGACUCUGGAAGUGCAUCUCCCAGCUCUCCGGUUUCCGAAUCAGCUCUCUGUAUCCCAUCUUCCCCAAAGUACGACACACUCCUCAUCAGAGAUUACACUCAAAGUUCUUCUUCUCUGUGA
Messenger RNA from Centrocercus urophasianus (Greater sage-grouse), 3729 nucleotides. RefSeq names its product glutamate metabotropic receptor 5 (gene GRM5). The transcript is spliced from 10 exons. The record is from RefSeq and is a predicted model, not a curated record. Lineage: Eukaryota; Metazoa; Chordata; Aves; Galliformes; Phasianidae. Gene Ontology annotation, molecular function: G protein-coupled receptor activity involved in regulation of postsynaptic membrane potential; adenylate cyclase inhibiting G protein-coupled glutamate receptor activity. Gene Ontology annotation, cellular component: postsynaptic density membrane. Gene Ontology annotation, biological process: regulation of synaptic transmission, glutamatergic; trans-synaptic signaling by endocannabinoid, modulating synaptic transmission; G protein-coupled glutamate receptor signaling pathway. The coding region runs from base 1 to 3729 and encodes 1242 amino acids.